CUUCACUGGCCAGCCAGCCAUGCUUUCUUUGCCUGCCUACCUGCCUGCUUGCUUGCUUGCUUGCUUGCUUGCGUGCUCCAACACAGCCUGGGUUUGCUACUUUACAUGUACCCCAUUCCAACACCCCACCGGCCGGUUGUGCGGUGCGGUCUUCAUGCCAUCUCUCACGGACCACCUCGUCUCGAGUGCCGGUUGCAGUGCUGUCUCUCGUCAAGCAACCGGCCGCAGCAGCAGCAGAAACUCGCAGGCCGACUGGGGGACUCCCUAGCUUUGAGAUGUGUCCACCACCACCUUCACCACCACCACCUCCACCACCGCACCUCCACCACCCCUCCCUCCGCCCAGCUCCCCCCGUCCCCGCCAAUGC
This is a messenger RNA of Tricharina praecox, 367 nucleotides long. RefSeq lists its product as uncharacterized. Bases 20 to 268 code for a protein of 82 amino acids. The transcript has a single exon. The record is from RefSeq and is a predicted model, not a curated record. NCBI's taxonomy places the organism in Eukaryota, Fungi, Ascomycota, Pezizomycetes, Pezizales, Pyronemataceae.